GGUGUUGGGAAACUUGCACCUUUGCCUUGAAUUUCUUUUGACCGAACUGCAUUAUUAAAGCUGCGCCGUGGGAGCGCUGAUCUGAACUUGUGAAGCCCUGAUUAUGGAGCCAUUUGUUACCAAUUCUUAAUAUGCACUCAAGCCAAACAUGACAUUCAGCUGACCUGAGGCUCUUGACAAUUGUUGGUCGCAUAACCGAGAAAUGCCCCCAGCAAAGGACGGGAAGGAGGGAUUUCUCUCUAAUCUUCUUAGCAAACUGGGCAAAAAGAAGAAGCCUAAAGCGGAUAAGGCAGCGGAGGUCCUCGCGCCCGCUGCGGACCCACCAAAGCCAGCAAUCCAGCCAACGCAGGCAGUGCCGCCUGUGCCUGCAGCGGAUGCGGGCGCGAAACUUGAGCCAGAUACGGAUGCUGCUGGACUCAAACUGGCUGGCCCGUCUCAGCCUGACUCAAGCGGCCAUGGCCAUGCGCCAAAUGACUCGUCGGUUGUGCCUCCUGCGGUCGCGCAUGACAAGUUGCUCGCGGCGCUGGAGUCUCGAAAUCCCACCGAUCCUAUUGGCAACAGCAACCCGGGCGGCAACAGUGGCGCGCGCGUGGGCACCUUCAACGCGGCGGACCUGGCGGGUGUGCUGUUCGCGCAGCGCACCAACACGCAGACCUCCAACACGGGCGGGGGCUUGGGCCUGGGCAUGGUGCUCCCGGCGCGCAUGGCAGACGCCAUGUCCUCAACCGUCAACUCAGCCGAGGUGCCGCAACACCGGCAGCAGGCGCUGCUGGAAGACGCGACGCGCGGCUCGUACAUCCCCUCCACCGUCGGCCCCAUGCUGAGCCAUGCGCAAAACACGCAGGACAGCAACACCGUCAACAGCAACACUCAAAAUCUGCAGGACAUACUGUACGGGGACUAUGACGCCCUGGAUCGGAGCCAGGGCCGGCCGUCGGCGCCGCUGGGUUCGGCGCCCCUGGGUUCAGCAGGCGUGAGCCGGUCGCUGCGGCCACCUUUGGGGCAGUCACUGCUGGGCAUGCCGGGGCCGGGGGGCUCCGGGGGGCCGCACGCGGCGCACGCGCAGACCACAACACAGUUGCAGGAGCUAUCUGACAUGCAACAGCAGGGUCAGGGCCACACAUUACACCCGACCACCAGUUCCCUGGCGGUGCCCGGCAGCCACCCGCCCGGCAACGCGGCGGCAGCUGCUCUGGCCGCCGCGGGUCAAGUACAGACCCGCUCCGCGCCACUGGUCCACGUCCCGCCGGAGCAGCAGGUGCAGCACCUGGAGCAGGUGCUGGAGGCGCAGCAGGCCCCGGCGCCCUCCGCGGCGCAAACGAGCCAGCACGGAGGCAUGGUGGACGGCGGCCGAGGGCAGCGCACUUCGGACCCGCACACGCGGCCGCCAUUUCCUGUUGGCGCGGCGUCUGCCGACCUGCCAAACCUGCCGGCUGCUACGGAAGCGCAGGCGGCGGCGCCAGGUGAUACGGCGCAACCGCCGCACAACGGCGUGCCCAGCGCUGCGGUUGCGGCCGUGGCCAACGGCGCACACGCCAGCCGUUCGGUUGCGGUGGAGCCGGUUAACGUCAGCUCGCCACAGGGUAAGGUGCCGGCAACAGAGGCGCCACCAGGCCCAGCGGCGGGCCCGGCGCGGCCGGAUGCGCCCGGCACGCAGCCACAUUCCCAUCAGCAGCAGCAGCAGCAGCGGCAGGCUGCACCUGUUGCUAAGGAACAUGGGACCGUGGACGCCGGAGCUGCACCUGCGUCAGUGGCUGCGCAACCGAGUGCUGCAGCGGCUUCUAGUGCUAUGGCGCGGCCAGCCGCCCCGCCGCUGGCAUUUCGAAACACGGGCGCCAUGCCGGGCACCCUAGCCUCCUUUGGGCCGCUCCCACCCAUCCACAGCACGCCCGCUCCGCCGCCGCCCGCGCCCGUGUCCACGCUGCCCAACUCGCUUGCGCCCGCGCCGCUGCCGAGCUACCAGCAGACGACGCACGUGCCGUCGGGUGUGCACGGUGACCAGCCCGUGCCGCUCAGCCGGCCCAUGAAGCUGACCACGGCCUGCCUGGGCGCACACACGACGCUGUGCGACAGCGCCGCCGACCAGAGCUUCCAGAAAGCCAUGCAGCGCAAGAUGCAGAUGGUGUUCAAGUGGCUGCAAGCCUCCGACCUCGACGCGCCGCCCGACCCCAGGCUGGAGAUCCCGCUGCCGCCGCAGCCCGAGGGCGGUGCCGUGGCAGACGCAGCGGCGGUACAAGGGACGGCCACCGCGGUGUCGCCAGGGGCUGCUACGCGGGACGGCGCACAGGCAGGAGCGAGUGCGGCAGCCGCACCAGCACACAUCCUGACGGAUGGCCCGGUGCCGUUGACGGAAGCGGCGAUGGCGGCCCACAUGGCGGGCGGCGGCAAGCCCGGCGUGCCCCCGCACCACCCCUACCAUAUGCCCUCACCCCAGCAGCUUGCAGUGGCGGCGCAGCCGCAACCGCAGCCGCAGCCGCACCAACCACAACCGGCGCCGCAGCAGGCACAGCUCACGUCAGCUCCCGGACCUGGACCCGCGCAGUUCGCACAUGCACCGCAAGCGGGCCCCCGGCACGCCGCUGACGUGCACCAGCACACAGCGCUGCACAAGCACGCGGCGGCUGCGGCCUCGGCACCCGUGGCCCCCGCGGUCGUACCUGCGCAACUGGCCAGCGCCCCCGCUGGUGCAGGCCACAUCCUCUCCUCCGGCCCCCCUCAGCAGCCGCAACAGCAGCCGCACGACCCGCAGGGCGCCCACACAGUGGCGGCGACGCUUGAGCAGCCCGGCCUGUCGGGCGGCGGCGACCGCGGCCAGCACCGCAACGUGCCGCCGUCGUCCUCACCCCAGGCCGUCAAUCGCAUACCCGGCGGCAACGACGUCAGCGCCAGCGCCACUGUUGCCGCGCAGGCGCUCGGGCUGCCGGAUGCUAUGCUGCAGCACAGCCUGUCAGAUCUGUACGCCAGCGGGCAGGCGGGCCUGGGCACAAACAUGCCGCAGCGCGUGCUGCAGGGCAGUGACGACGCAUUCGCGGCAGGGCCGGGCGCAGCUGCCGUCGCUGCAGCUGCUGCUGCCGCCGCAGCCGCGGCGGCCGCGGGCGUGUCUGGCGGGGGGGCGCCGGCGGCGGUUGGUGGGAUUGGCUCGGCGAACUCGUUCAAGGGCAGUGGGGGCGGCCAGCAGGCCGUCAUCUCGGGCAGCCGAGACGGGCUUGUGUCUGCGGGCGGCGUGCGGCACACGUCCGGCCACGCGCCGCCGGCGCGCACGAAGACCAUCGCCGUGGCCAGCCACUGCCCUGCGGAGCUGCAGCCCUCGCCGCCGUCCGCCUCCUGGACCAUCGAUGACUUCCACCUGUUGAAGAAGCUGUAUGAGGGCAGCCUGUCGGUGGUGUGCCAGGCGCAGCACCGGCGCAGCGGGCGGCACGUGGCGCUCAAGAUCUACAAGCGCUCGCGGCUGCACGAGAUGGAGCGGUUCCAGCUGGCUCGUGAGAUCUGCCUGCACAUCCGCAUCGUGCACCCCUACGUGGUGGCGCUGUACGCGGCGUGGAAGGACUCCAAAUACGUCUACCUGGCGCUGGAGUGGGCGCCGCAGGGCAACAUGUUUGACUUCCUGGUGUCUCGCGGCGGGCGGCUGGGCGAGGAGGAGGCGGCGCGCGUGGUAAUGAAGCCGCUCAUGGGCGCGCUGGCCUUCCUACACAGCCAGAGCUUCCUGCACAGGGAUGUGAAGCUGGAGAACCUGCUGCUGGACGCCUCCUGCAACCUCAAGCUGGCGGACUUCGGACUGGCCAUCGACCAGAAGUUCGAGCAGGCAAACACGCGGCUAGGCACGUUCGGCUACUUCGCGCCGGAGGUGCUGGACUGCCCGCUGAAGAAGGGCCCCUUCGACCUAAAGGACACGUCUGUGCCCGGCUACGACAGCCGUGUGGACGUGUGGAGCGCGGGCGUGGUGGGCUACGAGGUGCUGACGGGGCGGGCGCCCUUCAGCGCCUCCUCGCCCGCCAAGAUCAUUCAGGCAAUCCGCACGCGUGUGCUGGAGUUUCCGGGUGUGAGCGAGGACGGCAAGGACUUUCUGCGCCAGGCGCUCACACGAGACCCCGCGCUGCGCCCCACCGCCAAGCAGAUGCUGGCACACCCCUGGAUCCUGCGGCACUGCGGCGGCGCCGCCGCGGCUGCGGCCGCAGCGGCGUCAGCGCUCAGCACCGUGCCGCCGCCGCUGAUGCCGCUCCCUGCGGCGGAUACGCAGGGGUCCGGCGGCGCGGCGUCCAGGCACACUGGCGGCAGCGGCGGAGUGGCAAGCGGGGGGCCGGGUGCAGCAAGUGCACCGGCGGCAGCGGUCAAUGGCGGCGCCCCGCAAGGGGUAGAGGUGGAGGCUGGAGGCGUCAUUCGGCAAUAAACCGGGGCGGACGCCAGGUGCAUUCUCUCUGCAUGUCACGGAGGGUACUAUGUCCCUGCUGUCUUUAAGCAAAUAUUAGGUCAUACGUUGAUUAAGGGGGUGAGUACUUGUGUGGCGCAGGCGCGCUGCUCCACGUAGGUUGGAUAGAGGCGCCGCAGAAUUGGGCCAUCCCCAAGAAACGUAUCCAUGCGUGGUGGGCCGCCUGCACAGUGCAUCGCACUGAUCUGUGGCGGGGGAAUGCUGGCACGACACUCCGGUGUACUGCGUUAUGCAAGUUUGGUGCCGACGAACGCACGCACGCGCGCACGGACGGACAGGGUGUUCCUGGGGGGCUUCGCCCCCCUGAAUCGUUGCGCUCCGGGGGCUCACCCGAGAAUGUAUCGAGAAAGUGCAUGAAGGUUACAAGGCGCGACGAUAGUCCUGGCGCUUUCCUACGUCCGUUGCCGACAUUUCCGUUGACAAGCACUGACGGUAUCGUGACGAGUACGCCCUGCUCAUGAGCCACCCUAGCCGUUCACUGUGGCGCUUGGGAUUGGUGCGCAGUAGGCGCCGCACGCAAUGCGAGUGAGGAUCAUUCUCGUUUCUUGGUUUCAAGUGCGUUACAGUAUUUGUGGAACUCUCAUGCCGUGAUUGAAGUUGUGACGCUCUGCCCCCCCGUCAUGUGGAGCAGCUGAGGGAGCAUACGGGUGUCAAGUCUGCAGUGCCAAAUCAGUUCCGUAGUUGUUUGGUUCCUACAGCUGAGAAAUGGCAUGGGUCAUAGUACUGUGCAUGUCAGGACCUCUACUGCCGCGCAAGGCGGCCCCAUAGGGAGUACUCACUGCUCCAAAGCGGAGGCGGUCGGGCUGUUUGGGACAUUCGUUGCGGACGAUGAAAUU
Messenger RNA from Chlamydomonas reinhardtii, 5262 nucleotides. RefSeq lists its product as uncharacterized. The transcript has 10 exons. Gene Ontology annotation, cellular component: spindle pole centrosome; chromosome passenger complex; spindle midzone. NCBI's taxonomy places the organism in Eukaryota, Viridiplantae, Chlorophyta, Chlorophyceae, Chlamydomonadales, Chlamydomonadaceae. Gene Ontology annotation, molecular function: protein kinase activity; ATP binding. The record is from RefSeq and is a predicted model, not a curated record. Gene Ontology annotation, biological process: regulation of cytokinesis; mitotic spindle organization; protein phosphorylation. The coding region runs from base 203 to 4387 and encodes 1394 amino acids.